CCGGGCUGAGCUCAGCUCUUCUCACCAACUCACACACUAUCGAUGAAGUUGUUUCAAAGAUGGCGGACUUCCUGCCGUCCCGCUCCCUUUUAUCGUUAUGUUUUCCUAGCUGUUUCCUAACGAACGAGGAGGCAGAGCAACUGCGGAAGUCGAGGGAGAUAAAUAAGCGUAUUCAUCAAGAUAAGACUUACGUUAAGAGGUUAGUAAAGAUCUUACUACUCGGAGCGGGAGAGAGCGGCAAGUCCACCUUCCUCAAACAGAUGCGCAUUAUCCAUGGGGAGGACUUCGAUCAGAAGGCCAAAGAAGAAUUCAGAGCCACGAUUUUUAGUAAUGUUAUUAAAGGUAUCCGGGUGCUGGUGGACGCGCGGGAGAAACUUCACAUCCCGUGGGGCGACCCGUCCAACCAGCAGCACGGGGAGACCAUGAUGGCGUUCGACACCCGAUCCGCCAUGGCCCACAGUCACGGCAUGGUGGAGCCCAAAGUCUUCCAGCACUACCUGCCGUCCAUCCGGGCCCUGUGGGCCGACGAGGGCAUCCAGAACGCUUACGAUCGGCGCCGGGAGUUCCAGCUGGGCGAGUCAGUCAAGUACUUCCUGGAUCAUUUGGAAAAGCUCGGAGAGUCGGGCUACCUUCCCAGCCAACAGGACAUCCUGCUGGCCAGGAAGCCCACCAAGGGGAUCCACGAGUACAACUUUAAGAUCAAGAAAGUUCCCUUCAAGAUGGUGGACGUUGGCGGUCAGCGGUCGGAGAGGCGCCGCUGGUUCGACUGCUUCGACUCGGUCACCUCCAUCCUCUUCCUCGUCUCUUCCUCUGAGUACGAUCAGGUGCUGAUGGAGGACCGGCAGACCAACCGGCUCAGCGAGUCGCUCAACAUCUUCGAGACCAUCGUUAACAACAGGGCCUUCAUCAACGUCUCCAUCAUCCUGUUCCUCAACAAGACGGACCUGCUGGAGGAGAAGGUGAAGCAGGUCUCCAUCAAGGACUACUUCCCCAAGUUCUCGGGCGAUGCCGGCAGCCUGGCAGCCGUGCAGGGCUUCCUGGUGGAGUGCUUCCGCGGGAAGCGGCGCGUGCUCCAGCCGCCGCAGAAGCCGAUCUACCACCACUUCACCACGGCCAUCAACACGGAGAACAUCCGGCUGGUGUUCCGCGACGUCAAGGACACCAUCCUGCACGACAACCUCAGGCAGCUGAUUCUGGAGUGAUGGAGCGAGUGGAGGAGGGGGUGAUGCAGACAGAACCGGGUGACCCAGUGCCUUCAUGCCGACAGUAACCCUGCACCCCACCGUGACCCCACCUCCCCUCCUGCUCCUGUUUGAACUCAGAUUGAGUAUUAAAGCCACCACUACUACCCCCAACCUCCACGCUGGCUGCCUGCCUUACUGUGACUGAUAACAGCCAGCUGUGGCUGAGAGCGCCCCCCUCUGAAAGAGACCUCUUCAGUCUUCCAUCAUGUGUUGCUCUGAUGCUCUGACCAGAGUUAGUCAGUAUUAGGAAUCCUCCUGCAGCAUCUAAUCAUGUCCUGUCCUCCAAUCUCUGAUCGUACCGAUGAAUUCUGUUCUCCGCUCGCCGAUGGGCCCCAUCAGCUCUGGCCCUUCCAGCUCUAACCGGGGCCUCCGCUCAGGGCUCAGCAGGAACCCCCUCUCUGAUUUGAGGCCGAUCAGAACCGCCAGGACACCAGGCCCGGGCGCGAGGAGACUUCCUGUGCUUGGAAAGCAGAAGUCUGGCCUCGUUCAGGCUGAUGAAGUGUUUUAGUGUUUAGUGUUCAAGAAGACUUUUCCAGGUUCCUAAGAGAUUUUCAGAGCAACUCUUCCUCAGAUCAACGAUGCCAAACCGUUCCCUCCUCUAUCAGACCUUUACUUUGUUUGAACCACUUAAAGUGUUGAUAGUAAAAUGCUGCCAUGGCCCAGUUUGUGUUUACUGCCUGAGAUAAAUGGUACCGGUACCUGACCCACCAGGCCCUUCCUCACCCUGGUUUCCAAACUAAAGGGAGUAUUGCUACCUGUGUGCUACUCCGCUGCUCCCCCUGCUGGCCGCUUCUAUUGUAUAAAAUGUAUGCAGAUCUGCCAGCCCAGUCUGCUGUGGAGGUUGUUGCUCUGAUGCUUCUUCUGUUGGAAGGUUCUGAUCAGAACCUUCCAACAUGAAGGUUCUGACUCAUUUGUUCACUCUGAACGGUCCAACUGAUCUCCAUAAAUCUCUGACCCGUUUUGUUGAUUCUAGCUUUAGAGAGAAGACUUUGCGACAGAGAGCACCGACUGUCACUCUUGGCUCACAACAAAGAGAGAGGAACCGGAGUCGAACCGGAUAUUUGAAAGUGUCUCCAGCAUCUUUUGGUAGCAAUAAGUUAAGUUUCCAUCCCUUAACUCUGUCUGGAAAACGUUACUGAGCUUCAUUCAGCCUUCCUGUUAUCUACUCAGUUCACCUUGAACUGCUGACGUGGAGAAAAUCCAGCUUCAUGUGCCUUCCUCUGAUUGAUACGAAGACGGCUAACGAGGAGUCCCAUUAGCUGAGUUAUGGUUGGACAGAAGGACGAGACAAACGACAGGACGACUUGAAGGAAGAGUUUUGCAGAUCUUUAGAUGGAGCAGGCUGGCUAACGGCUGAGCUGUGUUUAUGUUGCGGUGUCAGACAAGAAAGUUCUGUCCGUGUGUGUGUGUGUAUAGAUGAAGCAACGCUCUGUUUACACGCACAGAGACACUAUUGUGUUCCACCUGCUGCUGCUCUGUCCAGAGGAGUGUCCUCUGUCUGGACUACUGUCUCACCAUCCCGUCGGGGUGGCACCGAUGGUGAGUUUUAGUAGAAGGAAGGCUGCUGUCCCGCCUGCCGUGUGUGACUCCUGGAGUCCAAGCGGAGUCACAAAUGGCCGUUAGGGCCAUCCAAGCAGAUGGCCCUGACGGCUUGCCUGAGAUGGAUCGAGGCGAGGGGCGACACCUGCUGACCCGCAACAACUUUUAACCUCUGGGCGGUUUAAGCCAAGGUGUCACUUUUUCGCUGGGAUGUUAUUUACUUAGCAACUGGAGGCCAUUCACACAGGAAGUGGAGGUCAGGGGUGACGUGCCUCCAAUGGCCUUCAUGAAUAAAACGAUGUUCACUCCAACUGGUGUAAUAUUUUUUGCUUGUUUUACAGCGUUUUUACUUUUACAUCACAGUUACUCUGAAAAUAAACACUUUGCAUGUCCCAUUCUUCGUAGGUGUUUCACACAGGAUGAUCAUAGGUGACGCACCGCCUCCAACCCCUAUUUCCUGUUUAAAUGUUUCUCAGGUUGUGUAAAAAGUUUAAAGAAUGAUAAAAGGCUGGUUAUAUAAGCCACUUUGGCUGUUUUCCGAUUGGACUUUGUUUAGCUAGAACGGACUAACGUAGAGUUCUAAAGACUCGGUGAUUGAUGUACCUCAGCCGCUCCUUUAACGGAAGCUCACCUUGGAAAUCCUGAACUGUCCCUUUAAAUAAGGUAGCAGAUGCUGAUUCUUUUUUUACGUGUGGUUUGCACUAAGACAGAUGUGCUGAUGUUUGGACUUCUCUACGCCGAGUGUGAGGAAGGCAGAUUGAGCACUUACUGAUUUCGAUUUGUUUCCUGCUGUUCUGAACGAGCGGCCCGCAUAAUUAGGUGUUUUUGUCAUUUCUUAACCUCAGGACAUUUCUAACACUUUGUACCAUCAGGGUGCUGCUCCUGCAGACUGUGGGUUGUAAACGUUCUGUGUUGUGUUGGUACCGCAGAUGUAAAUCUGCUGCAGCAGCUCCAUGGAGGUCCCACUCUGACCUGUUGUGUGACAGAGGUAAACGCCUGAUUGGCUGGUUAGUUUUUAUUGGGCUUCAAAUAAUAGUUUUUUUUUUUUUUUUUUUUUUAAGCUGGCAUGUGAAAUUGGACCAACGGCAUUUUCUCAUGGAUACUCUUACAUUUGAAGUAUUUGUUUGGACUAAACUUUAUGCCUACUUUUACAUGUCAUGCCCACACUCCUGAAACAUGUCUCCAUGGUAACUCUGCAAACAUUAUGAUUCUGAUUAACUUUUUCUAACAACACUGAAGCCUUAUGUGAUGCAAUCUCACACUCUUAAGGGUUACUGCUCUUCCAAACCUCCAGAUGUUGCACAAUAUGUCUUACUGUCUCUGGUUGGUUACCGUUUUCCUGUUGCUGGUGCUGAAAGUUGCCUCCUCUGGUUGGUGAACCUGACUCUUCAGACCCAUAACUACAGUUUGAGGUGUAGAUUUAUAAGUUUCUCUGCAGUUACACAAACGAAACACAUCUGAUUACCCUUGGAGGGAAAUCAACUUUUGCAAGAUCUAAGCUCUGAUGCACCACUACUCUAUAGGAAUGAGAGCUUUUAUGCUUAAACUAUGUUGGCAACAGUUCAUUAGCUUCUUUGUCGACACACAGAAUGCCAUGUCUUUGUGUAAUGUUGUUACCAUUAAAUCUUGCAUUUGUGCUCCCAGUUCGGGUUUGUUCUGAUAAAACAGCUCUGGCUGUAAAGUCUAACUUAUGUCUCAACCGCCGACACUCCUCAAUAAAUCAGCUGAUUUUUAACA
Molecule: messenger RNA, 4520 nt
Organism: Xiphophorus hellerii (green swordtail)
Lineage: Eukaryota; Metazoa; Chordata; Actinopteri; Cyprinodontiformes; Poeciliidae
Gene: gna13b
Product: guanine nucleotide binding protein (G protein), alpha 13b
Exons: 5
Coding region: 60-1202 (380 amino acids)
Biological process (GO): adenylate cyclase-activating G protein-coupled receptor signaling pathway; Rho protein signal transduction
Cellular component (GO): cytoplasm; brush border membrane; heterotrimeric G-protein complex
Molecular function (GO): guanyl nucleotide binding; G-protein beta/gamma-subunit complex binding; GTPase activity
Source: RefSeq, a predicted model, not a curated record